AUGGCACCAUUGGCGCUAGCCAGAAGAUCGGUGCGGGACGUUGUCGACGCGUUGAGUAGGCCCCUAAUCGUGCGGCACUUCAUCCGCUGCAGAUUAAGAGAUGAAAAUUUCUCUCGUACAAGCGCCGCCGCCUUCGCCCGAACUGGGCCAUUCCCGAACAUCAUCGGCGCUGUCGAAGGAAGCUGCAUGCGAAUACAGAAGCCUGCACAUUCUGGCUGGCAGUACUACUGCCGCAAGGGCUUCACAGCCCUGAAUGUGCUGGCUGCUGUUGAUGCCCACGGACGGUUUGUGUACAUAAAUGCGAACUUUCCGGGGUCUGUGCACGAUGCCAGCGUGUAUUCCGCUUCGCAGGUGAGAUAUGCCUUCGAAGAAGGUGCAGUUCCGCAUGGCUACAGCUUCAUCGGAGACUCCGGUUUCGCUAAUGGGAAUGACGUCAUCACACCCAUUAGAAAUCCGGCUACUAGGCAAGAAGUCUCCUACAACCGAUGGCACUCGAAGAUGCGGGUCAUCGUGGAAUGCACGUUUGGCACAUGGAAGCGGAAGUUUGCCAUUGUGAAGGAUAGGAUCCGUGUGAAUCAUCAUUGCAUGCGCAGUUCCUUAUAA
Molecule: messenger RNA, 603 nt
Organism: Cylicostephanus goldi
Lineage: Eukaryota; Metazoa; Nematoda; Chromadorea; Rhabditida; Strongylidae
Source: the annotation of a GenBank genome assembly